AAAAUAUAUCAAAAAAAAUAGAAAAGGACUACACCUUCCUCUCUCUCUUGCUUUCUCUCUCUCUCCCCGUGUGCCUUUUGUUGCUCUUUAAUUAAUAUGACAAAAAAUCUUUCAAACCUGAAGUUGAAAAACCUCGUUUCUGAUGACUCUGGCAGUGAUGACAAAGGUAAAAAGGUCACUAGAAAAAUACAAUUGGACCUUCCGUUAGAGAAAUUGAACCUUGGGCCAAAAAAGAAACUUCUUGUGCUUAAUCUUGGUGGAUUGUUGGUUCAUAGGGUGCAUCGUCGAGACAUGUUCAAUUUCCAAAGCUACAAACCGGACUUGAUUUGUGGAAAUUUUUCAGUUUUCAGGAGACCUUUCUGCGAUCAAUUUUUGAAGUUUUGCCUUGAAAGAUUUGAAGUCGGGCUGUGGUCGUCUACCAUGGAGAGAAACAUGGACGCUAUUUUAGACAACAUCAUGGUUGGGCUUCGAAGAAAGUUGUUAUUUGUAUGGGAUCAACAAAAAUGUAUUGACAGUGGCUUUAAGUGCUUGGAGAAAAAGGAGAAGCCCAUUUUCUUGAAGCCAAUGAACAAAAUAUGGGAAAACAAGGAUCAUCUCCUUCCUUUUCGCGGCGGAAAGUUUUCAAAAUCAAAUACACUUAUGAUUGAUGAUGAGCCCCACACUGCUCUUAUAAAUCCUCCUAAUACAGCGGUUUUUCCUCCAGUUUUCAAAGUUGGAAAUGGCAAAGACACAUUUCUUGGUCCUAAGGGUGAAAUGCGGAACUUUCUAGAUGGUCUUGCUGAUGCAGAUGAUGUUCAAACGUAUGUGAAAGAACAUCCCUUAAUUGGACAACCUGCGAUAACCACCUCUCAUCCUGAUUGGGAUUACUAUGCGAAGAUAAUUGACCGUUUUGUUGGCAUAAAAAAAAAAGAAGCAUCUAAAGUUAUAGUCAUUUGAGAUGUUACUUGCCUGUGGGCUACAAAUGAUAUAGUAGUAAUUAUAAUAAUGUGUAUCAUUUGAGAUUUUACUUGCCUGUGGGCUACAAAUGAUAUAGUAGUAACUAUAAUAAUGUGUAUAAGUUUGCCUGUUAAGCAGAAAUUCAGAACAUUUCGUGAAGUUUGUAAUGUGUUGCCUGUUGAAAAGAAUUUUAUCCAAUCCCGUAAUUGCUCUUUA
Lycium ferocissimum is the source of this 1152-nucleotide messenger RNA. RefSeq lists its product as uncharacterized. Gene Ontology annotation, molecular function: phosphoprotein phosphatase activity. The coding region runs from base 97 to 936 and encodes 279 amino acids. The record is from RefSeq and is a predicted model, not a curated record. Lineage: Eukaryota; Viridiplantae; Streptophyta; Magnoliopsida; Solanales; Solanaceae. The transcript is spliced from 6 exons.